AUGUCCAGCCCACAAAUCGGCGAUAACACAUCCCCCACCUCGUUCGUAAACCCAGAACCUUUACCUGACCGGUUCUCUGCUGUCCAAGGUCUAUUUCGUCAAACAGUUUCUUCUUUUCAACGACAAACUCUCAGCCAGUGUCUCGUCGAUGCUGAGGGCGAUCUGAAAACUUAUCAGGCCGAAAUAAACAGGCUGAAAGCAAGGAUGAUUGCUUUGGAGAUGAGGCGAGAUAGGUUGGAUGAGACUAUCACGAACUAUCGGUCGCUGUUAUCGCCCAUUUGUCGGAUGCCCAUAGAGAUAUUGGGCCACAUCUUCUCGUUUUGCUGCGAAACGAACCACAUCUCAGACUUGGAUUCGGCCAUUGUCAUCGUUUUUUCUGCCGUCUGCGGACACUGGAGAGGGAUUGUCUUGGCAACCCCUCGCCUUUGGUCGUCGAUGACUCUCAACCUUCAAGAGGCAGAAUGCAUUGAGGACGAGGAUUAUACAUGCCGUUUGAUGAACUUAUUCAUGGCACGCUCGAGGAAGGAAUUAUUGGACUUGGAGUUUUAUGGGGUCGAAGCUGAAGCUUUCGAGCAUUUCGAGGCUGGUUUCCACUGCCUUUUGGAACACUCCAAUCGCUGGCGCAGUGUAGCAUUUCCUGGCGACGAUCCUUGUUGGCUUAACCAACCGACCUCACCUUUCCGACACCUUGAAGGACGCUGCCUCCCAAAUCUGGAGCACUUAUUCUUGAAUUUCUGCACAGACUCAGGCGUCUCGGAUGAUGACGGCGACAGGAUGGCUUCGGAUUUGGCCCUUUUCAGUAAAAGCCCCAAACUCAAUUCCAUCCAUAUUCGUGGUGGAACUUUACCAUCCGGAUGCAGAUUUCCGUGGGCACAAAUCCAGUCAUUGAGGCUCUCAGACUACGAAGACUCUAACUUGGGACAUAUGAUGACGUUGUGCAGAAACGUUCGGCGUUUGGAGUUAGAACGUGUGGAUACAGAUCCAGAUGACUUAGAGUCGCCGACCGACCUCAACACCACUCUCGAAAAAUUGCAAUCUGUAUCUGUUCGUGAUUCAGAAGGUGAUGCAUUGAUGGCUCAUUGCUGUUCUGGUACUUCACUUUCCCGUCUCUAUCGUCCCUCGAUCUUUGCGGUUGCCGUGUUUGGUUCUGGUCACCCUGGAACUCAGGUCCCCUGGUAG
Messenger RNA from Marasmius oreades (fairy-ring Marasmius), 1179 nucleotides. RefSeq lists its product as uncharacterized. Gene Ontology annotation, molecular function: protein binding. Bases 1 to 1179 code for a protein of 392 amino acids. The transcript has a single exon. The record is from RefSeq and is a predicted model, not a curated record. Lineage: Eukaryota; Fungi; Basidiomycota; Agaricomycetes; Agaricales; Marasmiaceae.